UCAAGCUCUCUGUUCACUAACGUACGUGCUGCGUUACAUUCUCCCGCCGCGUCGCUCCGCUUCAACAAUUGACUCCACACACAUUUACCAGGCCUCUACAUCCAGCUGAGCAGGAGAGGAGUGUUUUGUGCCUGUUAUACGCUAUAGACUCGUCCGGAGCAAGGCACGCGCUCAAUUCGACCCAGACUGUGAGAACAACAACAACAACAAAUUACCAACGCCGCGUGUUGCACGUCAUCGCUUGUUUCGACGACCCACCAUCUCCAUCCAUCUUCCGCACCGACUGGCAGUUGCAAAUCGAAUAGAUUGUGAUUCAUUUUAGCCAUCCUCCACGCAACUAAAAUUUCUUUGUUCUUUUGUUGUUCAAUUACCCGGAAACUAAAACAACAACAAAAAAGGCGAGAACGUCGGCUGAAAACAAAAAUAUGGCUGAUGUCCACUCUAAUUCGUCGCAAGAGGGCUUGAAUGGAGAACAACCCCUUCAAUCGCUCAAAGAUGAAUUGCCCGACGUUCCAGCAUCUCCUCGUCCCAGUUCGGGAGCAAAAAAUCCAUUGGCGGAACUGUUCCGCGCCUUCGCAAAAUUCGGUGACAGCAAAGCCGAUGGCAAAGCAAUCUCCUUGUCACAGAGUGACAAGUGGAUGAAACAAGCUAAGGUCAUCGAUGGGAAAAAAAUUACAGCCACCGACACUGGAAUCUACUUCAAAAAAUACAAGUCUCUCAGACUAGGACUCGCCGACUACCAAAAGUUUUUGGAGGAUUUGGCCAAAGCGAAAAAAGUUGAGUUGUCCGAAAUUCGAGAUAAAAUGAUUCAAUGCGGCAUACCCGGAACAAGCGGAACUACGGUCGCUGUCAAGACAGCUGCAGUAGAUAGGCUGACCGAUUCGGCUAAAUAUACUGGAUCUAGCAAAAUGAGAUUUGAUGACAGUGGACGCGGGCGCGGUAUAGACGGAAGGCAGGAUAAACCCGACGGCUCCGGUUACGUCCAAGGUUUUAACAAUAAAAGCUCGAACGAUAAGAGUCAUUAAAGAAAUAUGGUGUGUCAUCAAUCCGCCAGAUUUUUCACUUUUCUUUGAUUCCUUUCCAUUUCCAUAAGCGCGUAUUUUUGGUGUUUGCCCCAUUCUUUUUUUUUUAUUAAUGAACUUAUUAAGUUUCAAAUUGCUAUAUGCUACCAAGACCUCACUAUAAUUUAAAUUGUUAUUCCUAUCCUCCAAGUAGAAGUCAAAAGUUCAAUUCGGUAGACAGGACAGAACAGUUCAAUGUUAACCAGAUACAAAUACUAACGUACAACCUCCAGUAAUGCGUCCUUCCGCAAAUGAGAAAAGACGUGGUUUUUGCCUCCACUUGAUUUUUAAAAAUUAUAUGAACGCAGUCAUAUUUUAAUCCAUUUAACACAAGUUUUGCUGGUCGUGCUUUUGCUUUUAAAGACUUUUUAGAAGACGGUAUCCACCCUUUCUUCUUCCGCUUUUCAAUUGCUUAAAAAAAAAGGAAAAUUUUAAAUUUUCUUACAUUGCCCGACGAGGCCAAGCGAAUAAUAAACAAUCGUUUACCGUGCAUUAAGCAUCACACAUGUUAACUUGGGGUACAUAAUACACGUCUUGAAUGGAA
This is a messenger RNA of Daphnia carinata, 1605 nucleotides long. RefSeq names its product tubulin polymerization-promoting protein homolog. Gene Ontology annotation, biological process: microtubule polymerization; microtubule bundle formation; positive regulation of protein polymerization. Gene Ontology annotation, cellular component: microtubule. The transcript has 6 exons. Lineage: Eukaryota; Metazoa; Arthropoda; Branchiopoda; Diplostraca; Daphniidae. Bases 426 to 1025 code for a protein of 199 amino acids. The record is from RefSeq and is a predicted model, not a curated record. Gene Ontology annotation, molecular function: tubulin binding.